Molecule: messenger RNA, 3648 nt
Organism: Ictalurus furcatus (blue catfish)
Lineage: Eukaryota; Metazoa; Chordata; Actinopteri; Siluriformes; Ictaluridae
Product: carbohydrate sulfotransferase 11-like
Exons: 3
Coding region: 1553-2566 (337 amino acids)
Biological process (GO): proteoglycan biosynthetic process; carbohydrate biosynthetic process
Cellular component (GO): membrane
Molecular function (GO): sulfotransferase activity
Source: RefSeq, a predicted model, not a curated record
AUAAAAAGUCUAUAUGGCACGCUCUUUAUAUAGCUGAUUUCAUGCCCUUCUGUGGCACACUUAUGGAUCACCAAAGCCUGUGGAACCCCAAAACUACACCUGCCCUGCUAUUUUACAACUUCCUGUUGUGACUUGUGAAAUAUUCCAAAUGAUUUAUUAGGGGUUUAAUACUUAUUCACAUAAAAGGGUUGAGUGAACAUUUUCAUAACCUAUAAUGGAUGAAUCAUACGAAACUAUAUUUCUAGAACGAGAUGUUACAUGAGUUCACUCAAAAAUAACAAGCUUUCUGAAGUAUUUAUGAUUAUAUUCCAAAGUAAAGUUUAGUAGUGGGCUGAGGCAGGCCAAAAAUUACUUUAAGUGUCUUAGGUUUUUUGUCUGUUUUUUUUGUUUGUUUGUUUGUUUGUUUGUUUUGUUUUGUUUUUCUGCACCAUCAUAAGUUACUGAAGUUCUUUUCCUAAAAUCUGCAGAAAAGUUGCAUUUAAGACUUAAUUUCUCUCGAAGACUCGAGAGCUGAACAGACGUGACAAAUGUGACGUGAAGGACUCAGAUCUGGAGGUGAGGUGAACUAACAGACUGCAUAACCUGAAGACCUAAUGCUAAGCUAUUAAUUAAUCAUUUCUGUUUCUUAUCAUUCGGCCUUGGCUGCAUUAGCCUACAUUUUAUUUUAUAGUUUAUUAAGUACUAGAUGUGUUGGGGAAUUUAACAUGUAACAAUUUAAUUAUAUUCUGCUGAAACGAACGAAAUGACUCGACAAAAGAUUCGCUCAUCAGUAAAAUGAUCCGAACUUCCCAUCACUAAUAGUGAUGUGACGGUUAUGGAGACCCCGCCUCCAAGCAAGCCCGAGGCCCCGCCUAAGUAAAUGUAUCAGCGGCACACAAAAGGUUCGUUAAUAGCAGAAUCAGUCCAUACUCCAGUCACUGAAAUGGAGUUGUAGGUAAGGCUAGGCUGCUAGCCAGUAAAAGCUACCACAAGAUUUCGAGGUGGACUUUUAGACUAUAAAAUGUGUACACAAUUACUAUCUGAGUACAAUAAACCUAACAAUUCAUACACUACCAAGACUCCUUAAGCCUAUAUAGAGCGUAGCAUACUAAUGGAAAUGCAUUAUCUCUCUUUUGUGUGCUCUUUACAUCUGAGCACUCACUGGUGCCUGGCGGCCAUAUUUUCUCACUGACUUCAAUACACUGAUGUAAAGCUAAAAGCAAUAAAUGAAUCGACUAGAGCACGCGACCAGCGGAAGCUCGCCGGCUGCCAUGUCAGCUUUUAGCCAACUCCUACUUUUCCCUUUCCUCAGAGAAUACAGCUGAUUAGCUCUCAACUGCUUAGUGAGAAGCGGCUGUCCUGCCUCCAGCGCUUUCACAGUCGGACCGUUACUGCUCCAGACCGGUUCGGGACACACACACACACACACACACAUGAACACACACCGUGAUGAAGAACUGUUGGAGUGAAAAGAGACUGUUGGUUUUCCUGGAGAGCCGUGUGGGUUUGCUGUGCGACUCGCGGAGCUCAGCGGCGCACUGAGACAAGCGCAAAGUCCCAGACACAUCACAACAUGAGAAAACCCAAAAUCAACCGCAUGGUGCUUGCGAUGUGCCUGGGGUCCUUCAUUAUGCUCAUAUUUUAUUUCCAGAGUCACUUGAAACCAGCACAGGACAGUGGGCAGGCCAGAGGACCCAGGAAGUCUGUGAGGAGUCCACUCCAAGCCCUUUAUACUACUGACCCUACAGAAUUGUCUCCACUUCAGCUGAUGCAUCAAAGUCGGCGUGACCUCCUGGAGGAUGUGUGCCACUCUUAUACUAACAAACGUCGUGUCCUGAUCCCAGAGGACCUCAAGCACCUGAUCGUGGAUGAUCACCAUGGCCUGCUUUACUGCUACGUCCCCAAAGUCGCUUGCACAAAUUGGAAGCGUGUCCUGAUGGUCCUGACAGGUGAUUCGCAGAGAGACCCCCUUCAGAUUCCCGCCAAUGAGGCGCACAUCCCAGGCACCCUGCGCACUCUGUCCGAGUACUCUACCUCUGAAAUCAACCAGCGUCUACGCACCUACCUAAAGUUUGUGUUUGUGCGUGAACCCUUUGAGCGGCUUGUGUCAGCGUACCGCAACAAGUUCACGCGCAGCUACAACACAGCCUUUCACAAGCGCUACGGCACCAAGAUAAUCCAGCGGCACCGUGCUGAGGCAAGUCCCGAGGCACUGGAGCGUGGAGAUGAUGUCUCAUUCUCAGAGUUUGUGCGCUACCUGGUGGACCCUGGCACGCAGCAUGAAGAGCCCUUCAACGAGCACUGGGAGCGUGUGCACUCUCUCUGUCACCCCUGCCUCAUACACUACAACAUUCUAGGCAAGUACGAGACGCUGCAGCAGGACUCCAGCUAUGUGCUCAAACUGGCCGGUGUAGACAGCGAGGUGACGUUUCCCAGCUCGGCCACAAGCACACACACCACGGCAGACAUGGUGGCUAGCUACUUUAAGGAUAUCAGCUCAGCCUAUCAGAAAAAGCUGUACAACCUGUACAAGAUGGACUUUCUGCUUUUUAACUAUUCUAUGCCUGCCUACCUGAAGUUCACAUAAGGCCUGGUGCCUUUUAUUAAUAUUCUGAGACAAGUUUUUAAUUUUUGUCUGCACAAGUUCAUCUGUGAGUAUUGAAACUGUUUCAGUGGUUAUUGUACGGUACUAUUAUCACUGAAUGCAGUGGAACUGCAAUUAACAAUUUGCACGAAGAACAUCUCAGUUUGACGAUCUGGAAGUUCUCGCUCAGCCUUUUUUGUCUUUCAAUUUAACUGCCAUUUGAGUUGCAGAUAAAAAGGAAUUCAUGUUGGGCAUCUAUCAGGAGGAUGUCUCAGAGAAGCCCCUGCUCUUUUCCUUCUGAUUAACUAGUGAAUACUGACUUUUCCUUCCCAGGUAUCUGUCCUCUGUGGAGAAGAGUGAAGAACUUGAUGGAAACAUACCAUUUGAGAUGGAGGUGUGCAUUCUUCAACAUGUUACCCCUCUUAGCCAUCAUGGACAAAGCGUACUGCUUUCUGCUUGUGCCUUGAGGAUGAGGAUUGUAAAGAAUCAGAAACUGUGAGGCAGAACAGUAACUGUUUGACAGAACAGUAUUAAAAACAUGUCAUAUUUACAAUGAUACAAAGCAUGAAAGUGACAGUUAUUUAUUAUGAAUCCCUCCACUUCAGAUAGUUUUGACUCAACAUUCAACACCUCUGUUAUUACAGAUAAACUCAAAUAAAGCAGAAAAUCUGACCUCUCUUUGCCCUCUAUUGGAACUGAACCUUUUGUGUGUGUAUAUCUGUGCUUUCUAAAAAUAUUACAUAUCAAAAACUUAGACAUAUUUUAUGCAGAUUAUUUCUAGUUCAGUAAACAGUAAUCAUGUACACACACACACAUAUAUAUAUACCUGGAGCCUAUCCCAGGCAGCAUCGGGCACAAGGCAGGGUACACCCCGGACAGGGUGCCAGUCCAUCGCAGGGCACACAAUCACACACACAUUCAUACACUACGGACACUUUAGACACGCCAAUCAGCCUACCAUGCAUGUCUUUGGACUGGGGGAGGAAACCGGAGUACCCAGAGGAAACCCCCGCAGCACGGGGAGAACAUGCAAACUCCGCACACGCAGAGCCGCGGGAAUCUUCUAAACAUUAUUAUUAUUAUUA